This is a messenger RNA of Ricinus communis (castor bean), 612 nucleotides long. RefSeq lists its product as uncharacterized. The record is from RefSeq and is a predicted model, not a curated record. Lineage: Eukaryota; Viridiplantae; Streptophyta; Magnoliopsida; Malpighiales; Euphorbiaceae. The transcript is spliced from 2 exons. The coding region runs from base 156 to 371 and encodes 71 amino acids.
AAGCAACAGCGCAAUAAAAAUUCAGGUCAGGCGCACGCUAAUCCUUGUAGCCAAACGGCCUGCUUAUUCAUAUUCAGACUCUCUAAGGCUAAGCAUCAAGAAUCGAAGAGGAAAAACAAAGAAGCGAGAAGCGACAAGAGAAGAGCAAAAGGAAAAUGGGAGGAGGAAUGGAAGCAAACAAGAAUAGAUUCAUAGAGGAUUGGGGUUCAGCAAGAGAGAAUCUUGAACACAAUUUCCGUUGGACUCGCCGCAAUUUUGCACUUGUUGGCAUCUUCGGCAUCGCACUUCCUCUCUUGGUCUACAAGAGCAUCGUCCGUGAAUUUAACAUGCAAGAUGAAGAUGCAGGCAGGCCGUACAGGAAGUUCCUUUGAGUUUCUUCUCUACAUCGCUCAAUAAAAAAAUUGCACCUGAAGUAGAACUGCUUUUGCACUAGGACCUGUUUUUGUUGAUCUGUAUCUGGGAACUGCUUUGCUUUCUUUUGUUGACCUGGAGGAUUGUGCGUUCAAAGAAGUCUGUCAUACUUUGAAAUCUACCAAUUUUCUGAGAAUGCUGGGUGAUUUGUGAUUAUUGAAAUGUUUUAAUAAUGUUUAAUUCUGCACCUCUUUGAGAUUA